AUGCUCGAUAUCAUACAUCGAAGAACUAGGCAUUUUUCUAGAGUUCUGAACCGUCAGCAAAAUGACGACGACCACCACCACAGAGUCCAUUCUGAGCAAAGAUUCGCAUCCGAGAAACUCGGAAAGCUCUACAAUACUUACACGUUCGAGGAUGCCGUUCAAGCCUUACGGAAAGGAGAAUCCUUAUCUCUCGCGACACAACGGCUACUCUCAGAACUCAGUAAUGAAGAGCAGCUCUCUCUCUUAGAUGGAGAUGUACCCUUCUAUGCUGGACUUCGAGAAAUAUUAUGCGACAGAUACAAUCGCGUACCUUUUGUGAUGGGUUCCAUCCCCCGUUUGAAAAUCCCCGGAAUUCGCUUCACUGACGGUCCUCGUGGGGUAGUCAUGGGCGCAUCGACCGCAUUUCCCGUGUCAAUGGCCCGAGGUGCAACCUGGGAUAUAGAAUUGGAGCGCAGAGUUGGGCGUGCAAUCGGACUAGAAGCAAAAGCCCAGGGAUCCAACUAUUUCGCCGGCGUGUGUGUGAAUGUACCUCGCCAUCCAGCUUGGGGUCGGAUUCAAGAGACGUAUGGAGAGGAUCCGGUGCUAUUGGGAGAAUUUGGUCUUGCUCUUACACAGGGUGUGCAAGAACAUGUGAUGGCGUGUGUGAAGCACUUUGCGCUGAAUUCAAUGGAAAAUGCUCGCUUUCGUGUGGAUGUGACUGUUGACGAAGAUGUAUUGCAUGAGGUUUAUCUUCCUCAUUUCCGGCGGAUCAUUGAGGGUGGUGUGGCCUCGGUGAUGUCUUCGUACAAUUCCGUCAAUGGGGAAUGGGCUGGACAAAGUCAAGCUCUCUUCUCACAGACAUUCUCAGAGGAGAAUAUCGAGGCGCCUUUCCGACAACAAAGAGAGAUGCACCUUGUAGCAGCGCUGGAGUCACUGUCUGGAGAAUUAGACUGGUCAAUUGUGAACAUGGCCUGUUCAAGAAUUCUGCAGAAGGAACUUGAGUUCGCAGCGAACGAUAGUGGAAGCCAAGCAGAUCUCUCCGCUGUUUUCUGUGACCGGCACAGAAUGCUGGCGAGAGAAGCUGCCGGGCGCUCAAUGGUUCUCUUGAAGAAUGAAUCACUACCGAUAGACUCUGCCGCUUCCCGGCCUCUGCUUCCGCUGGACGCGAAACAGUUCUCGACGGUUGCCAUGGUCGGACGACUCGCUAAUGUUCCCAACACAGGUGACAAAGGAUCUUCUCAAGUCUUUGCUCCCAAUGUGGGAACACCAUUUGAUGGUAUAAAAGAAGCCUUUCCUGACGCUCGAAUAUUUCUCGAAGACAGCGAUUCUGCGGAACGGGCAGCAGAGUUGGCGUCAGAGGUCGACCUUGUUCUCUGUGUGGUAGGAUACGAUGCCACAGAUGAGGGAGAAUAUGUUGUUCCUUCAUUACAAUCUGAUCCUUGCUUACUGAACUUGUUUCCUCCUGCGAACACUCCGGAGGAAAAGGCAACACUUGCCAUUUUGAAAGGUCACAGCAAUGGUGACAAGUUAGAUUCUGGACUUGAAGUCGGCGCUGGUGGAGACCGCCGCUCGCUCCGACUUCGACCACAGGAUGUGGAGUUGAUUUCAGCCGUCACAGCGGCAAAUCCAAACACAGUCGUGUCCGUGAUAGCAGCCGGUGCCGUUAUCAUGGAAGAGUGGAUAGACAAAGUCCCUGCGUUGGUUAUGAGUUGGUAUGCGGGCUCAGAAGGCGGCGAUGGUUUAGCGGACGUCCUCUUUGGCAAGGUUGAUGCCAGCGGAAGAUUACCUUUCUCCAUUCCCAAGGAUGAGAGUCAUCUUCCCUACUUUGAUAUGGAGGCGACAAAUAUCAGGUACGAUAGAUGGCACGGCCAGAACUUGCUCGACAGGAAUGGUCACAAGGCGAGAUUUCCUCUGGGUUUUGGCCUUUCAUACACGAAUUUCUCGACCUCGGAGCUUCGAAUUGGCUCCUUGGGCUGUGGCAAUAAUUCGGAUACGUUACUGAUUCAUGUCAAGGUUUCAAACGAAGGUGCACGUCGUGGUAGGCAUGUUAUUCAGGUUUACGGACUUGUUGACAUGCCCGACUUUCCAUCUCGAGUGUUAUUAGGAUUCCACCCCAUGGAUUUAGAUGCAGGCGUAUCCAAGAACAUCAUGAUGGAUGUGUCGGUAAGACCUCUGCAGCGAUGGGUGGGUGGAACAUUUGUUUUACCAGGAAAGGAAGUCACAAUUGAGGUUGCCAGCUUUGCAGGUGACUCGAAGGCAGUCCGAGAGUCUACAUUUCUGCGCAGGGCAAGACUGUAAGCGGUAUUGGACAGCAACUAAAGCAUGAUCGGUGUUUUCAUAAAUCAGAAGAUCAGAGGAGAUUGAUAGCAC
Mollisia scopiformis is the source of this 2349-nucleotide messenger RNA. RefSeq names its product putative periplasmic beta-glucosidase precursor. Bases 1 to 2277 code for a protein of 758 amino acids. The transcript is spliced from 3 exons. Gene Ontology annotation, molecular function: beta-glucosidase activity. The record is from RefSeq and is a predicted model, not a curated record. NCBI's taxonomy places the organism in Eukaryota, Fungi, Ascomycota, Leotiomycetes, Helotiales, Mollisiaceae. Gene Ontology annotation, biological process: glucan catabolic process.